Molecule: messenger RNA, 3690 nt
Organism: Letharia columbiana
Lineage: Eukaryota; Fungi; Ascomycota; Lecanoromycetes; Lecanorales; Parmeliaceae
Exons: 3
Coding region: 1-3690 (1229 amino acids)
Biological process (GO): positive regulation of establishment of bipolar cell polarity regulating cell shape
Cellular component (GO): plasma membrane of growing cell tip
Source: RefSeq, a predicted model, not a curated record
AUGAGGCUCUCCUCGUUGUUUGGCCCGACGGCGGCUGAAUUCGCGUGUAUCAUACAGCUAUGGCCGAUUAUAACUCUUAUUCGACCGACGCAAGGAGUCAAUUACACGCCUGUUCCAUCUCCAGACCUCGACCUCUCAAAAUUAGGUCACGUCGCUCUCACAGGUGACUUUGACUCAAUCUCGUUAUAUACCUACCAGCAGCAAUCGGAGAAUGCAUUCACGACCAACGGCACGCAAGCGCUCAUCACACAACUACCUAAUGGAGACUUUGCGACUACGGCCGCGGCCGACGGGUAUAUCAAGGCCUUGUGUCCUUUCGUUAUGUCAAGUGGAAAGUUGGCAGGAGUAGUAGUCGGAGGAAAUUUCACCGAGUUGGGUGGCAUACCGGCGCAGGGUGUUGCAAUGUACGACACAACGACUGGGGACAUCACCCCCCUGCCUGGCCUUGAUGGCACGGUCAACGCAAUUCUCUGCGAUCAAGACACAAACACAGUCUACGUUGGCGGCCAGUUCACAGGCGCAAAUUCAACGAACGCGGUCGCUUGGGUUGGGAUGUCUGGAUGGGCGAAUCUGCCUUUUGAAGGCUUCAAUGGACCAGUGAAUUCGAUCAUCAAGGAAUCCAAUGGGAAUGUUAUCUUUGGCGGAUCGUUUACUGGACUUGGGAACUCGACCACAGUUAUGCCUGAACAGCUCGACCAGCAAGUAAUCAACAUCGCCUCUGCUAACAUUUCCUCAUCAUCGAACACGAGCGCACCCGGCUUCAACAACCCAUCAAACAUCAUUUGCAAGACGAAUGGGGAUGAUGGACCUGGUAAUACGUGGCUCCUCGAAGACAACUCGCCUGGGUGGUGGAGAGCGGACAUGAACUUUGGGUACGAGCCGAGCUUGCUAAGGAUAUGGAACACGCACCAGGAUGGCCGAGGGACGCAGACAUUCCGGUUCACAGCCAUACCAAUCAACGGCAUCAUGAAUUUUACCUAUACAGACCCGGACACUGGCGUAGAAGGGCACUGUGAUGCUCUAUGUCCUUUGUCAUCACGGACAUCAGUGCCAUACCAGGACUUCAGAUUCAUCAAUACCGUCGGUAUGAGCGCAUUUCGAAUUGAUGUAUCCGCCUGGUACGGCCAAGGAGGUGGGCUUGAUGGAAUUGAGCUGUUCCAGAAUGAUAUCUUUGCCUAUGCCGUAGACACGUCCAACGAACCGAGCUGCGCGAACAUCCAAUAUGGCUCCAAUGCCACUUCCACUGGUCCAUGGACAGUAACGCCAUCUUUGCAAAGCAACUCGGAAUACCUCACUGCGAAUCUUGUUGGGCCAGGCGUCAGCACAAAUGGUGUCUCGGUAACCUUUGAGCCAGACAUUAGACAGAAAGGCAACUAUUCUGUUACCUUAUUCACUCCAGGCUGUAUGCAAGACAACACUUGCGGUACUCGCGGUAUCGUCAACGUCACUGGAAUUUAUAGUAUAUCGGGCGUAUCGACGCCGACAAACAUCUAUCAAACCAACAACUACGACAAAUAUGACAUAAUAUAUCAAGGUCCGGUUGAUGCGAACAGCGAUAGUUUCCGACCUACAGUCACACUUGCAGCUCUAUCUGGCCAAAAGGACGGCGUCACACUUGUGGCUCAACGAGUCCAGUUCAAUCUCACAGACUCGGCUGGUGGGUUGAAUGGUCUAUACGAAUUCAAUCCCAAUGCCAACACUACUGAAAGUGAUUUUUCGAAUUCUGCCAUUGACAGUGCAGGCAUGGGGUUGAGUGCAGGAGCCAUCAUUACAACCAUCCAAGUGCAGGACAACGUUACGUACGUUGGUGGUAACUUUUCAAACCAGGACGUUGGCUUCGAAAAUAUCUUUUCGAUCGGGAAUGGCAACUCUACAGCUUUGCCAAAUGGCGGCCUCAACGCCGAGGUUUCCAGUAUGAUACCAUACGCCGACCUGCUAUUCAUCGGAGGCAAUUUCACAAAUACCAUGAACGGAAGUGUACCUGGUUUGAGCAAUAUCGCCAUAUUCAAUACCACAAGCCAAACUUGGGAAGCCCUUGGUGCCGGAGUCAGCGGAGCUGUUUACAGUGUAGUCACCCUACAAGUCAACAUUACGACCGAUCAGCCAGAAGUUUGUGUAUCCGUCAACGGAUUCUUCGAUCAGAUACUGCCUACAGGAUCGAGCAAAGCGGUUUCGGUGGCGGGGUUCGCCAUCUGGGUACCUACCCAACAGAACUGGCUGCAGAAUCUGAAUCUCCAGUCUCCUGCGAUUUCUGGUCAGCUAAGUGCGAUGACCAAUGUGACUGGAAGCGCAACUCUUCUCGCAGGGACACUGUCUUCACAAGACAUGUCUGCUGAGGACGCGGUCUCUCUCACAUCAGAUCCUGUCGCCAUCAAUGCUCUCAAAGUGGGCAUUCAGCCCCAACAGAUUGGGCCAGUGACCCGCAAACGAGCUAUCAGCGGACAAAAUACUACCGGUGUGUUGACAGGGCUCUUCUAUAACAAUGGCGGCUUGAACGUGACUGUUCUUGGAGGCGCCUUCACAGCCAUCGCGACCAAUGGUACUACAAUCGACAACCUCGCUCUCCUGAAUAAUACUGGCAGCAACCCUGGCAUUGUCUCCGGUUUACCCAUAGGCUUGGAUUCAGACUCAACCUUUCUCGCUCUCGCUACGACGGGCACUGUCCUGUAUGCUGGUGGAACAGUCUCAGGAACCGUCAAUGAUGCUCCUGUCAACGGACUCAUUGUCUAUGAUAUGGGACUAGCGAACUAUUCAUACCCUCAGCCGCCAGCCUUUGGGGGCAUCGACGUUGCUGUAAAUGCGAUUACUGUAAGACCAAAUAAACCCGAGAUUUACGUUGGUGGCAACUUUGCCACGGCAGGGUCAUUAGGCUGUCCCGCUGUCUGCGUUUUCCGGAACGGGGCUUGGAAUCAGCCAGGCAAUGAGCUUGGUGGGAGUGUCUCCGCAUUUGCUUGGCAAGGAAACAACCAGUUACUUGCUGGUGGAAACCUGACAAUCAACAACAAUGCCACAACUCUAGCUACCUACGACGCUUCCAAGACUGCAUGGACAGCUCUUGAUGCCGCCAGCGACGUUCCAGGACCGGUGACAGCACUUGGACCGGCAAACAAUGAUGCUUCUGAGUUCUGGGUUGCCGGUAAAAGCACUAAUGGAUCUGCCUUUCUUAUGAAGUACGACGGCAGCCAAUUCAGGUCGAUUGGGGACUCUUUAGGAAAGGAAACCACGAUCUUGGGCCUGUCGGUGCUUCAGUUGGGCAAGAACCACGAGAACAGUGACCUCGUCCAAAGUAACCUGGUCCUCCUGGUGACCGGUCAAUUGAAUCUUCCUACCUUUGGCAAUGUUUCUGCCGCACUCUUCAACGGCACCACGUUCUCUCCGUUUAUACUGUCCACUUCUGGCAAUGGUCCAGGAACUCUGUCUAGUUUGUUUUCCGAGAAAGCAAUCAGUUUCAAGAACCCAGGUGGCCACAUGGCUGUUGGCUUCGUUGUACUCAUUGCCCUCGCUUGCGCUCUAGGCGCCAUCUUCCUGCUUGUCGUCGCUGGCAUUCUCAUCGAGCGUUAUAGACGCAAGCAUGAGGGCUACACCCCAGCUCCGACCCACUACUUCGACAAGACCAGCAACAUGGGUCGAAUACCGCCGGAACAUCUUUUCGGCCGCUUGGGCGCGAGUAGAGAACCUCCAUUGCUCUAA